Messenger RNA from Orycteropus afer afer, 411 nucleotides. It is a transcript of the gene TMEM203, whose product is annotated as transmembrane protein 203. NCBI's taxonomy places the organism in Eukaryota, Metazoa, Chordata, Mammalia, Tubulidentata, Orycteropodidae. Bases 1 to 411 code for a protein of 136 amino acids. The transcript has a single exon. Gene Ontology annotation, cellular component: endoplasmic reticulum. Gene Ontology annotation, biological process: intracellular calcium ion homeostasis. The record is from RefSeq and is a predicted model, not a curated record.
AUGCUCUUCUCGCUCCGGGAGCUGGUUCAGUGGCUGGGCUUCGCCACCUUCGAGAUCUUCGUGCACCUGCUGGCCCUGCUGGCGUUUUCCGUGCUGCUGGCCCUGCGUGUGGACGGCCUAGCCCCUGGCCUCUCCUGGUGGAACGUGUUCGUGCCGUUUUUCGCUGCUGAUGGGCUCAGCACUUACUUCACCACCAUCGUGUCCGUGCGCCUCUUCCAGGACGGCGAGAAGCGGCUGGCCGUGCUGCGCCUCUUCUGGGUCCUCACGGUCCUUAGCCUCAAGUUCGUUUUUGAGAUGCUGUUAUGUCAGAAGCUGGUGGAGCAGACGCGGGAGCUCUGGUUUGGCCUAAUCACGUCUCCAGUCUUCAUUCUCCUGCAGCUGUUGAUGAUCCGCGCCUGCCGGGUCAACUAG